Molecule: messenger RNA, 309 nt
Organism: Verticillium dahliae VdLs.17
Lineage: Eukaryota; Fungi; Ascomycota; Sordariomycetes; Glomerellales; Plectosphaerellaceae
Exons: 2
Coding region: 1-309 (102 amino acids)
Source: RefSeq, a predicted model, not a curated record
AUGUUGUUGUUCCACUCGCUAUGCAUCCGACAGCCUAGGGGUAUCGAUCUCGCUCUGUACGUCUCCUUCCCCGAAGAUGGAGGCUUCGUUUCGUACGAGUCGGCCAACCUGAGCUGGCACCAAGACAUUGAAGCCAAGGUAAGCUCGCUCCUCCGUUCGUUUCUGCUGCCUCCUCUGAUGACAAGCGGAAAGCCCUGGCACCUCCGACCCUUCUCCUGUAAGAGCAGACGAGCUGCAGGUGUUGGCAGCCGCAGCUGGGGAUGCAGGCGACGACAUGACGAUGGGGAGGACGAUGAUGACGAAGCCUGA